AUUGGGCUACUGCAUGGCUGCGGGCGCAAGUUCGGGCUGCGGAUCGCUCGGCCCUGCCCGCGGCAGGACGCGCCCGGAGCCCCGUGGGGCCAGGAUGGCCGGGCGCCCGCUCUGGGCCGCGCCACUGUCUCAGGGGGCAGAGGAGCGACCGCCAGGGGCCGGGCCUGGCACCGACGCAGGCUCCCAGCGCGCGGGGCGGUGGAAGGCGGUGCGCGUUCUACAGGAAGUGCGCGGCGUGCGGCGCCACAGCCGCGAUCCCGCCGCCCCCGGGUCCCCGGGCACGGUCCCGCUCCCGAGGCGGCUGCGGGACUCUGGAAGCGGCUUCCUGUGCUAUCUCCCCUCCCAGUGUUUGUGCGUAGGCCCUACCCACAAACAGCGCAUACAGCCGGUCUCCGCCACAGACCUGGCGGCGUGGGGGCCCUGGUCUCGGUGGACUGCGCGUGGACCAGCACUUGUUUCGAGGACAACCAAACCCCUGCUGGUCCCUCCGGGCCGCCGGACGCGUCUGUGUAGCUGUGUGAGCUCGGGCUCCUCGCCCCACCCGCCCGGCGAUUUUCAGAUUCGUGGAGUUGCGCAGUGGGUCGGCGGUAAACCCAAAAUGACGCCAGACUGCAAGGUCCCCCAGCCUUGGACCAGUGCCUGGAAGCAACUCAUGCCUUCUACAGGGACCUCAUUAGGGUCACCAAGCUAGCAGCCCUCAUGACCCAAUUUUUUGGUUUCUUCUGGAUGGCUCCUUGUUGAAGGAUUUCAGGCGACCCAAGACUCAAGACCACAUUAAUUCCACAAAAAUGCUCAGAUUGCUGUUUUAAAAAAAAUUUUUUUUAAGGUAAAUCUUCAGUGUAUGGGAUUUAGUAUAAGUGCCCAAGGCACCCACCCACUGCCACUAAAACUCGGUACCUAAUUGAAGCGUCAAGUGUGUAAAAUGUUAAUCCCUGUCACAGUGAUUUCCCAGGGUGCUUGAGACACCAUUUGGUGGGAGCUGUUUGGGAAGGAAAGAUGGUGAUCAGAAGGAAGAAGGUUGGUGGGGAGCAGAGUGCUUGGGGCCGACUCCUAAGGGGGUCCCCACUAGAUUCCUGAUGCUACACGCUUUGUGGAGCUGUUUUUAGCAAGGGUU
This is a messenger RNA of Octodon degus (degu), 1114 nucleotides long. RefSeq lists its product as uncharacterized. The record is from RefSeq and is a predicted model, not a curated record. Lineage: Eukaryota; Metazoa; Chordata; Mammalia; Rodentia; Octodontidae. The transcript has 2 exons. The coding region runs from base 14 to 691 and encodes 225 amino acids.